ACGACUGGCCACAGAAGGUGGGGGCUGAGAGCUGGGUCUCUGAGUGUGUCCAACUAGCAAUGACAAGAAGAGGGGGAAGAAAAGUACCCGCUUCAAUAGGAGAAGCUUGAGCAAGUGCUUCGAAUCCUGUAUCUUGGCAACAAGGCUUCUGUUCAACAUUGAGGAGGGGCGUGGCGUGAGAGGACUUGCCUUUUAAUACCAUCAGAGAAGGACUCUCCUGAGCUGUUCUUGCAGACCUUUUUUUUCUUCUUUUUUUUUUUAUCUUGAGUUAAAAAGAAUCUGGUUUUAUUUUCAGAUUUAAGAAGCAGGGCUAGUUUUGUUUUUUUCCAAUUCUUUUUGAAGCGGGAGUGCGACAGAUUAGCAUGGUUCAGUAUUGGGACAUCAUAUACAGAAGGUGGUUCAAGAGACCUCUCUGAGUGCAAUGUUUGCCCUGGCUUUGCAUUAUCUGAAUUGGAUUGUGACGUAAUUUGCAAAAUCUUUAAUAUAAAUUUUAAAGAUAGUCGAGCAGCUCAUGAAGAAAAGGUUACACAACUUAAAGGAAAGGUGGAAAGAAGACAUUGAACUAGAAGGCACUUGUUAAAAUGCAAAAACUGAUUUUUAUAUGUUAAAUAUGAUAGUCUGAUUAUAAGCCAAACAAGAAUGACAUCACGGAGUCAUAGCUAUUUGCACCGUGCUCUCCUUACACCCCGAUGGGUAUCUGAUGGGGCCCUCAGUGGAAUAGCAGAAAUCACCUCCUUCCUUUACCUUGGUCGCGGCAGUGUGGCAUCAAAUAGGACUCUCCUUUUGGCCAAAGGCAUCACCUGCAUUAUCAAUGCUACAAUCGAAAUCCCAAAUUUCAACUGGCCUCAAUUUGAAUAUGUGAAAGUUCCUCUGUCAGACAUGCCCCAUGCUCCUAUAUCCUUAUAUUUUGACAGUGUGGCCGAUAAGAUACACAGCAUAGCUAGAAAACAUGGUGCCACCUUGGUGCACUGCGCAGCAGGCGUUAGCCGAUCGGCAUCUCUCUGCAUCGCCUACUUGAUGAAGUAUCACAAGGUGUCCCUUUUAGAGGCUUACAACUGGGUCAAAACAAGACGACCUGUAAUAAGACCCAACAUUGGAUUCUGGAGACAACUGAUUGAGUAUGAACGGAAACUGUUUGGAAGAUGCUCAGUGAAGAUGGUGCACACACCAUAUGGUGUCAUUCCAGAUGUAUAUGUAAAAGAGAGGAGGAAUCUGAUGCCUUACUGGAGAAUUUAAUGAAUCACAGCACUGCAUCCAGAAUAAAAUACAAUGUAGAAGAUUAAGAAGCUCUUUAAUUAGUUUUGUGAAUCUUGAGAACACAUCCUCAUACCUAGAAUUUAUCUGCGACCAUAAUGUAGCAAGAACAAUUGUUAAUUGAAUAAAUGCCAAAGGAUGAAUUAGAGGAACAUUCCUAGCACUAUGCAAGCAGUUUGGUGACGUACAUGAUGUCUGCCGGGAACUAGUCACCUCCUCUGUGAGAACCAGAAGUUCGUUGCAUUGACCCAAGCUUGGAAGUACAAGAUAUCUCACUGGUGGCAAACAGUUAGCUGACACUCUCAAGCAAUGAGGUGGAACUGCACAGGAGGGCUUAGCUCAGGAGAGCUAAUGGAAAAUCUGCUGGCAAUGGAGGAGGUGACUGUCCUCCAGUGGACCCCAAGUAAGUAGUCUAGCCAUUAGCAAAUGGUUUGACUACUUACAUUGCACUGUAGUGGUUAUGGUGCUUGGAGUGUUUCUUAAAGAGAUUUCAUGCAACUUCCUCUAGUUAUCCAUAUAAACAGCAAAGAUAAACCAAGAUCCAAAUAGAUGUUUCAAUGCUGCAUAUUACAGGACACAUACAAAACAUAUCUGAAUACAUGAUGUAUGCAUUUUUGUGGGUAUUAUAUUAUUAUUUUUUUAAUGUUUAGCCUUUUUUUUCAUCCCGAUAAAUCCACUACAUUCAUCAGCAGUAGUAUAUUUUGUCAGACUCCCUGAAAAAAACGUAAAGUAAAUAGAAAAUGAAUGCUUCAACAUGUUAUGUAACUAUCUUGCUGUAUACAACUUGAUAAGCUACUGCAUGAUUGCUAGGGGGAAUACAGGGUGUUAAUAGCUCAUUAAUAAAUAAAUGAUAUAUAUAUAUAUAUUUUUUACAUUAACAUGCACAUGAUAGCUCAGAAGAACUUGGUUAAGUUUGUAUUGCAUGCAUGGUGUAAAGAUAACAGCAACUGGAUUUAAAUAUAGGGUCCCUGGAACCUUUGUUUCAAGAUAUAUUUCUCCAUAUGCAAAGGGAGGGUUUUGCCUGUGCUUUAUCACGGACAGGUAACAACUGAAAACUUAGCAAAUGUUUGAAAAUGUUUAAUAAAUAUUCUGUUCACCAAA
Molecule: messenger RNA, 2355 nt
Organism: Pelobates fuscus (common spadefoot toad)
Lineage: Eukaryota; Metazoa; Chordata; Amphibia; Anura; Pelobatidae
Gene: DUSP14
Product: dual specificity phosphatase 14
Exons: 4
Coding region: 640-1236 (198 amino acids)
Biological process (GO): protein dephosphorylation
Cellular component (GO): cytoplasm
Molecular function (GO): MAP kinase tyrosine/serine/threonine phosphatase activity
Source: RefSeq, a predicted model, not a curated record